UAUUUUUCCGUCCGCGCGCCGGGUAAGAGGUGAUCGCAGUCUUAUCGAUCGACUCUUCUCUCCUGCCCGCUUCGUCUUACAGGGAAACCUCCUCUGAAUCCCUAACCCUCUGUUGCUGUCGGCGCCGGCGACAAUGGAAAUCGCCGGACCGCCGCUGGCUUCCGAUAGUGAAGAUAGAAAUGAGGAGGACGAGGACGUGUGCCGAAUUUGUCGAAACUCUGGGGACUCUGAUAACCCUCUCUAUUACCCGUGUGCUUGUCGUGGCAGUAUCAAAUUUGUUCACGAAGAUUGCCUCCUUCAGUGGCUUGACCGUAGUAAAAAUCGCCGUUGUGAGGUCUGCAGGCAUAUGUUUUUGUUCUCCCCCAUUUAUGCCGAGGAUGCACCAGCAAGGCUUCCUCUCAGAGAGUUCUUAACUGUGAUCACAUUAAAGUUUGAUGUGCUGCAAAUCUUUCUACACAGUGCCUUCUCAUUUUCUGUUUAUUUCCUGCUAAUUUCGUUUGGUACAUAUUGGAUAUGGCAAUUAGCUUUUGUGAGGAGUUUAAGUGAAGCCCAAAAAUUAUUCUCAAGUCAUAUAUCUACUAAAACGAUUGCUAUCAAUUGUUUUCAUGGCUAUCUACUUUCUGGCAUCAUUAAAUUUGUCUUUCAUGGGUUCACAUUUUUGAGAGAUUUCUUUAUUCAUCUGUGGGACCUAAGAAGACAGAACCUUGAGGGAGAAAAUGGGGGCAGAGAUGGUGUUCAUGCUGCCAGAAGGCCUCCUGACAAUGCUGAUAGAGAUUUUGUUGGUGGAGGUGAAGGCAUUGCUGGGGCUGGUCAAAUAGGUAGAAGAAAUGCAGAAAAUGUAGCUGCCUGGUUGGAGGUGCUGGCAGCUCAACUUGAAGAUCAUGUUGGACGGAUGUUUGGUAGACCGAAUGGUGUUGGAAUUAUAGAAUUUUUUCCGUUUGAUAUGCUUGUACGCAUACGGGUCCCUGUGUUUCGUUUACUUGAAAAUUCAUUUUCUGUUCUUUUCAGGAACACAAUUUUCCUUAUUGUUGUAAUUUUUAUCCCCCUUUCCUUGGGACGAGUUUUCUCUCUGCAUCUAUUAUGGCUCUUCUCCUCUGCUACAAUUCCUGCUAUAUCAUCAGUCAUUCCACCAACUCAAACUCAUGCCUUAGCAAAUAAUGCAUUAGGCGCUGAUGCAAAUUCAUCGUUGGAAAGUCGUAGAGAUGACAUGCAAAACCAGGUAACAGCGGUGGUUGCGGGGAUGUUGAAAGAAGACUCAACUGGACUGGAAGAUGUCUCAAAUAUAAUUAGCAAAACACUUUCAGCAAACCUGUUUAAAGGAGAAAUUAUCAGAACAUCUCACUUGUCUAAUGAGAUGACUCUUGCCAUAGGUUACAUGUUUAUACUAUUGUUCUUCUUGUUUUGCCUUGGGCCACUUUUCUUGAUUCAUUAUUCUCGAGGUCAGCGAUUGAACUGGGGGAGGUUAUUUCAUAUUGCUUAUAUAGCAGAGGCAGUCCUGUCCAUUAUAAGAAAAUUCUGUGCAGUCUUAAGGCAUUUUAUGACUAUGGCUAAGGUUGCUUUCAUUCUGGUGAUUAAGUUUGGGUUUUUCCCUUUGAUAUGUGGCUGUUGGUUGGAUAUUUGCACCUUAAGGGUGUUUGGGAAGACAAUUGUUCAGAGGGUUGCAUUCUUUUUAGAGGAUCCUGCAGCAAGCUCCUUCUAUCAUUGGAUCGCUGGAAUUCUCUACAUGCUACAAUUCAGUUUUUCGAUGAAUCUUCUUCAAGGGGUCUUGCAUAAUGGAGUCUUGAACUUUCUUCAAAAUCUAGCAGAUCCCAUUUACAUUUUGUUCCACAGUUUGGUUGAAGACCCAGUGCACAAGCAUGCUGGCAACAUUCUUUUGGCUGUUGGUAUUCAUGGUAGCUUGGUUGUGAUGCUGUUCUUUUUACCUGUCAGAUUAGCCGUGCUGUUUGUACCUUCUUUAUUUCCACUUGAUCUUUCUUUGUCAGAUCCACUUACAACCAGGUUUCUGUUUCAUAUCUGCAUCCCAUGGGCUACUCGCUAUUUUAAGCUGCGAGCAACGGUUAAAACCCUUCUGUGCCAGUGGUUUACUGUUGUUGGCCGGGAACUUGAUUUAACUGAUGUCUUACUGCCUAGACCUGAGGGCAAUGGCAUGGAGGAAAAUGCGGAUGUAGUGCCAGAGCAGCAGCAAGGACAACAUGAUAGACAACUACAUGAAGAAGUUGGGCAACAAAAUAGGGAUCUAGGUGCACUUGCAAGUGCUGAAGAUUCAAAUUUAGGCAUAUGGGCAUCUGGGAACUCUGAUGUUGAAGAAAAGAAUGGUGAUGAACAAGCUGAUUCUGACAGGUACCACUUUUUUCUACGCAUUUUGCUGUUAUUGGUGCUGGCAUGGAUAACUCUGCUUCUAUCUAACUUGGUCUUGAUUGUUGUACCAAUUUCACUUGGACGUGCGCUCUUUAAUGCUAUCCCUCUUCUCCCACUAACUCGUGGCAUCAAGUUCCCUCUCUUCUCAGUAACUCUUGACAUCAAGUUUAAUGAUAUAUAUGCAUUCAUUCUUGGAAAUUGCAUUAUACGGACUGUCAUAACUGGAUCCAGGUAUGUUGUACAACAUGUCCAAACAGGAAGAGCUGGGGUUCUUUUAAAACAAAUUUGGAAGUGGUGUGGCAUUGCCCUCAAAAGUUCUGCACUUUUGUCAAUAUGGAUCUUUGUCAUCCCGGUAUUGAUCGGUCUGCUGUUUGAGCUUGUGGUGGUUACACCAAUACGGGUGCCGUUGGAUGAAAGCCCAGUGUUUAUCUUAUAUGAGGACUGGUUAUUGGGACUCAUUUUUCUCAAGUUCUGGACUAGUCUGGUACUGCUAGAUGAUGAGGAGCUCUUUGUGGACAGGAGUUGGCGAGUAAAGUUUGAGAGGGUGCUAAACGAUGGUUUCUCCCAGUUGCAAGGCCUCUGGGUGAUGUCGGAAAUUAUAAUUCCGAUCAUGAUGAAGCUGCUGACAGCUCUCUGUGUUCCUUACAUGUUUUCCAGAGGGUUAUUCCCCAUGCUUGGGUAUCCAUUAUUGGUCAAUUCAGCUGUCCACCGUUUUGCCUGGGUGGGCUGCCUUGCCUCUAUUUUCAUGUGCUCUUGUGCUAAAAGAAUCCAUGCCUUGUUCAUUAGGAUGCAUAAUGCCAUUUGGAAUGAGCGUUAUCUGAUUGGCCAGAGACUGCAUAACUUUAAAGAAGUUUCUGGAAGAGAUGCAAAGCAAGGCUAAGAAUACAUCAGAAUUGCAAGUGCAAAUUUUGCUGGUGCUGGUUUAAUCCAGCAUUAGAAAGCUGUUCUACAUGUGAGGCUCAGGGGCAUUCAUGACUUUGGUCCCAAAAUCAGAGGCUGGUUUGGUUAUGGUGUUGGAUAAAACCUUUAAUUUUAGAAUCAAAUACCUCUCUCUGCUGCUGCUUCUUUUGUUGGAAAUGCAGGUUAAAGAAAGAAAAAAAAAGAAAAAAAAAAGGGAAAGGAUAAAAAGGAAAAGAAAGAAGGAAAGAUAGUUUCCUCAUUGAGCCUCUGUGCAGAUGAGAAAAUGCUGUAGAGAUUAUUAUUUAGAAGGUUAGUCACCAAAGAACAGUUUUGUACACAGAUUUUCUUGGAUCGUUAUUCCCCAUUUCACUGUUGGAAGUAAGGUGGUUUAGCUAUCUGUAUAUAUAUGUCUUGAAGGUAAAUAUAACAAUAAUGUACGAGAUAUUUAAAAACCUGGAUUUAGCAUAAAUUUCAAGUUCUGAAUCAUUGAGAAUAAAGAGUUGAAUCUUCUGUUGUGAAAUAAAAUGAACCUUAACAUUAGUCUGA
Molecule: messenger RNA, 3804 nt
Organism: Vitis riparia (riverbank grape)
Lineage: Eukaryota; Viridiplantae; Streptophyta; Magnoliopsida; Vitales; Vitaceae
Product: probable E3 ubiquitin ligase SUD1
Cellular component (GO): endoplasmic reticulum membrane
Molecular function (GO): zinc ion binding
Source: RefSeq, a predicted model, not a curated record